UGUUUGAAUGUUUGGCGUGGCGAGGAGUCUGCGGAUGGCGCGAUGCUGCUGGCGGGCUGAGACGACUGUGCCCGGGAAAGCGUGACCCGGACGGCAUCCUGAAGCUGAGCUUCUGCCUUCCUAGGAGUUUCCUGAUACGUGUUGCCCUCCUCAAGCAAGAAUUCAGGCUAAUGAUAUGAAUGCGGAUAUGGUUUAGCCUGAAAUUGUAAAAAAUGGCCAGAGUUAAGCGGCGGUGCCAAAAACUGAGGUCCAGAACAAAACCCUUGUCAAAGAGGAAAGAACCUAUUGAGUUUCCACGUUCAUCUGUUCUUCCUUCAAAAGCCUUCCCUUCAGAGUCUCCAGUUUCCUGCAGCCAAAGGCAGCCUUUUUGUUCCUGGCUGUUAUCUUUUGGGGACAUCAUAGAAGCUCUCAAGCGUUUGCUGGCGGCAGCGGUUACUUGGUGUUGGUGGUGCCAGAGAAAUGUUGCACAAGUUUUUCACGUCCUUGUAAGUGCAGUGUUUCCUUCACUCACGUACCUGCAGGAGCUGAAGGAGCUCAGGGGUGAAGUCAGAAACCUGGAAAGGGACUUGGCUAAGCUGCGGUCAAUUCUCCAGAAUGGAGGCACUGGGGCUUCUGCAGGAAACCCGUCUUGCCAGACCUCUCCAGACUUAUUGGCAGCUUCCCCCACACGCACACAGCUCAGCCUCGCAGCACCUGUGCCUUUGCCUUCGCGAAAGCCAGGGACCCCCGUUCCCCCACCCCCACCUCCUCCCCCCCCACCGCCACCGCCACCAGCACCACUUUGUUUCAAAAGAGGAGGGGACGCAAAGCCCCAGGGCCGCCACCGAGGAGAAGGAGUGCCACAGCCGGCCCCUGGGUGCCACGGCUCAAAGCCCCCGCCACCCUGUGCUCCGCCGGCCCUGCUGAGUCCGGCUGACCUUCGCCAUCUUCUUCCCGCUGCUGGCGAGGUGUGCCUGGCCCAGCCCUAUAACAAGGCAGCUGCUGGCUGUACUGGGCCUUCCCAAACCCACUCGCACCGUUCUCCAAAUCGCACCGUUCUCUUUUCACGAUGCUUUGGAAGGCCUCAGGAGCUUUCCAAAGGCUUUCCGAAGCAUCGCGAGAACAGCGCACACAAUUUGGGUGCGGCAGCCAGCAGUGGCCGCUGA
Candoia aspera is the source of this 1145-nucleotide messenger RNA. RefSeq names its product proline-rich protein 11-like. The record is from RefSeq and is a predicted model, not a curated record. The coding region runs from base 213 to 1145 and encodes 310 amino acids. The transcript is spliced from 7 exons. Lineage: Eukaryota; Metazoa; Chordata; Lepidosauria; Squamata; Candoiidae.